Haliotis rubra (blacklip abalone) is the source of this 653-nucleotide messenger RNA. RefSeq lists its product as uncharacterized. The transcript is spliced from 5 exons. The record is from RefSeq and is a predicted model, not a curated record. NCBI's taxonomy places the organism in Eukaryota, Metazoa, Mollusca, Gastropoda, Lepetellida, Haliotidae. Bases 144 to 584 code for a protein of 146 amino acids.
GUCGUGCAAGGUUAAAUUGACAGUUUCACGUUAAGGAAACUAGAAAUUCUUUGACGUGUGCUACAUUAUGUAGCCAGAAAUAGGUCGUUAUCGUUAUCUUCAACCAGCGACAGAAGUGUACAUACAGUGUUUCAGCAUCAACAAUGAUUCGGAAGUUGGCUCUGUUCGUCACGCUGGUAUGUGUCACCCUUGCAGCGCCAGUACCAGUACAAGCCGCCACUUCGUUUCUAGAACUGCUGAAACAUGUGCCUACGGGGGGUGGCAGCAUUCUUUCAGAUGUUCUUCCUUCUAUUAGACCAGUACAAGCGGCCACUUCGUUUCUAGAACUGCUGAAGCAUGUGCCUACGGGGGGUGGCAGCAUUCUUUCAGACGUUCUUGCUUCUAUUAGACCAGAAGACUUACUGAAGAAUCGUCCCUGUGGUUUCACCAAUUGCCGUAUUCCUUCAUAUAACGUGGUGCCUAACUGUGGUGGUGGCGGCUGCCCUGACCCUCGCAGCUCUUUACAGAAGCUUUUUGGAGCCAUAGAUCCUAUCAUUGGCCCAUAUGCGCAUCAACUGACAGACACAGGUACCAUACUUGGCUGAAAUAAAAUGUGUAUCUCGUCGGUAUCUGAUAAUGUAUACCUUACGUAUGUCAUAAAAACAUUUGGGUGC